UCAGAGAAUUGUCCUGUUGUGCUUUCCGUAUUAGGGAAGCUAUCUCAAAAGAAUUGUGCUGUUUAGCAGUCAGUCAACGCUUCUUUUAAGGGAACAUAUCCCCGCGGAUUUUCUCUUUCUAAACCACCACAGAGCGUCGGUUGUAGCAGCGUGCCGGGUGGUUAGCAUCAGCUGUUAUGGAGAGCUAAGUCGGAUAAACGGAGUCGUCAUGGUUAACGUACACAAAGGUGUCUUGGUGGAGUGUGACCCGGCCAUGAAGCAGUUCCUCCUGUAUCUGGAUGAAACCAUGGCUCUGGGGAAGAAGUUCGUGCUCAAAGACCUGGAUGACACGCAUCUCUUCAUCCUGGCUGAGGUGGUCCAAACGCUCCAGGAGAGAGUUGGGGAGCUGAUGGACCAGAACUCAUUCCCCAUCACUCAAAAGUGACAUGUUUUCUCAGACUUUUGACAGUCUGGUUGGAAUGUGAUUUCAUUUGGAAUAAAGCAAUGUUGGAAUAGA
Messenger RNA from Synchiropus splendidus (mandarinfish), 496 nucleotides. It is a transcript of the gene gtf2h5, whose product is annotated as general transcription factor IIH, polypeptide 5. Gene Ontology annotation, biological process: transcription initiation at RNA polymerase II promoter; nucleotide-excision repair; nucleotide-excision repair, preincision complex assembly. The record is from RefSeq and is a predicted model, not a curated record. The coding region runs from base 209 to 424 and encodes 71 amino acids. Gene Ontology annotation, cellular component: transcription factor TFIIH core complex; transcription factor TFIIH holo complex. The transcript is spliced from 3 exons. Lineage: Eukaryota; Metazoa; Chordata; Actinopteri; Syngnathiformes; Callionymidae.